AUGGCGAGCAGGAAAUGUCAAACCACCACAGCCAGCAUGCUGGAUCACCGGGCGAGAGCUUCCCCGCCUUUGCCUCAGGGUAGGGAGGCUGAAAAUGAGGGUGAUAACUUGCCUGUGGAGGACUAUGUGGAGAAGGAGACGGAGGUUGCGGCUGCCAGGGAAGGCACCCCUACGCUGGCCGAGCACGAGUGUCUCGACCACAGCGGAGAUGGCGACUCCAGUUCUGAUUAUGUCAACAACACUUCCGAAGAGGAGGAUUACGAUGAGGGGCUCCCGGAGGAAGAAGAAGGGAUUACUUACUAUAUCCGAUACUGCCCAGAGGAUGACGGUUACCUGGAAGGGAUGGACUGCAGUGGGGAAGAGUAUGUCCCCCAUGAAGAACAUCCAGUGGAGACGGAUGAGUGCCAGGAAGCUGUGGAGGAAGCGGAGUGGUCCGACAUGAAAAUGCAGCACCGGGAUGAAUGCGAAGCCACAGAAGCCCCGGGCCACCACGAGGGCUGCGUCCAGGUUUUGGAAGGGGAGGUGGCCUGCCUGGAGAUCCAAGACCAAGAAGAGAACCUCCAGUAUUGCCAUCCAAGCGAAGAGCGCUACCAGGGUUACUACUCGCCUGAAGCAAAUGGGAAUCCCCACGGGAUGUCUCCUUACCACUCUGGGAAAGAAGAGGCCGAGCUAGAAGAACAGGAGGAAGACAUCGACCAGAUCGUUGCAGAGAUUAAGAUGAGCAUGAGCAUGAGCAGCAUCAACAGCGCCUCGGAGAUGAGCCCGGAGCAUGGAGGGACUGAAAACGUGCCAAAUGACUAUGCAGAGACUUGUCCAAAGGGAGAGUCUGGCCACAGCUCCAACAGGCAUCUGGGAAGGCCAAAAUCAUUGAACAUCCCCACUGCAUCAAAGCAAGUGGGAGAUGUACCCAGAGGCUUCAAAACCAAGUCAAGAACCCCCGAGGAAAGACAGACGUGGCCACAAGAACAGGUGAGUUGUUGACUCUCUUCUUUUGCUAAGGGGGACAUUUUGUUGUUGGCAUCUGUCCAAGGCAAUGGAAGAGUGUGGCUUUGGGGGUGAAGUCAUACAUAUACAUAUACAUACAAAUACGCAUAGGAUCUUGUAUAUUAACAGUCCAUACCUAUGAAGUAUGUGCUUUGCUCUCUUCAUUCUCCAGCAUAGGUGGGAAAGGCAGUGUUGGAAAGCUGAGAGAGAUGGUAAGGUGAUAGGUCUGGGAAAUUGCACAGACUGACCCAGAAGAAAAGCUUUUCAAAUGACCCUUCUCCUCCUAGGAACCUCAUGGGGUUGGACUCAGGGGAGCCAUUAGCGCCCUUUUCAUGUCAGCAUCUCCCCCACCAAUCUCCAGCCUCCUCUCAGCCCUAUCUGCAUGUCCAGCAGCCAAGGUUAAUUAGGCCUGAAAUCAAAGGGCUAUAGGCACUCUGCCUGAUACAGACAUUUAUUUACAUUAUUUCAUUUCACUUGGUCACAAAGGGGGUUUAGACAACAAUCCAUCCAUCCAUCCAUCAGAAUUGCAGGCCUACAUUUUACCUUUUUGUGAUCUGUCAUUUUAAUGUUUGUUUUCUAUUGCUUGUAAUUGAUGUACACAACCCUGAUAUUUUAUGAGGGCAGGGUAUAAAUACCUUUACAAAUAAACGAAUGAAUGCCAUGUUUAAAAUAUCCUCUUGACAGUGCUGCAGUUGUCAGGAUUUUGGCUUGAUUGAUUGAUUGCAAGUUUAACCUACCGUUUUAUCCAAGGAGCUCAAGGUGGCAUAUGUGGUUCUCUCCCUCCUUGUUUAAUCCCCACAACAACCCUGUGAAGUAGGCUAGGCUGAGAGGCUGCAACUGGCCAAAGGUCACCCAAUGGGCUUCAUGGCCAAGUGGGGAUUUGAACCCCUGUCUCCAAGGUCCUAGUCUGACAUGGCAUUGACAUUUGGCAAGCCAAGAGAUGGCAUUUACUGAAUAGGCACCCUGAUUAUAGAAUUCCCUCCCCUCUCAAAACCCUCUCAGUUUUGCCUGACACCAGGUCUUUGAGCAUUUGCUGGCAAUUGAAGGCUUCUUUAUUCACCCAGGAAUAUAGUUGGAGUUUGGUCACACACGGGUGUGCUCUCUGCUUUUUUUCAGUACCAGCACCUCUUUUUGUUGUUGUUAAAAAGUGUGGCACGUACUGUUAACAACUUCAUGGUUGGUACCGGCACCUAUUUUUCUAGAAAAUAAACACUGGGUGUGCUGAUUCUGUUCAUGUUGUGCUCUUCUGUUGCGUUGUAUUGACAUUGCACCCUGUUUGGGAACUCCUAGUAGUGAAAAGCAGCUAACAAAAUUUACAAAUAAAACAAAAUAAAAUAAAACGGUCUUUGGGGAGCCUAAACUCUCCUCUUGGUUGCAGCCUUAUUCUUUGUGUCUGCCUCCGGAGUCAGGCUCUGUAUCUGCCAGUGUCCUUUUUGGGAUCAGGGUCUGCUGUGACCCUGCCUGGCACAAGUUCCUCUCUCAGCCUUUGAUUCCCAGAGGGCAAUGGGUCAUCAAGGGGUGGGGAUAGUAGUGGUUUCUCGAUUUCCUGUUUUGAACACUCAACAAAUGGUAGCAGCAGGGUCCACGUGGAGCAUGAUAUUUGCUUUCUGCUGCAUUUGCCACUAUAAUAUUUUUAAAUGGUUUCUCUCCACAAAGCACCAGUCAUUCAAAAGCCAUAAUUUCCAGGCCACACUUUUAGAAAUGUCUGUUGGUACAUAAGGGUUAGAGAUGACAGCCCACUCAGUCAUACUCAGAGUAGACCCUUUAAAAUCAGUGGACUCAAGCUGUCAAACUCCACUGAUUUGCUGCCAAAGUUGGAGACAGUAAUGCUUCUGAAUGCCAGUUUCUGGAAAUGGCGGGAGGGGAGGGGGCUCUUCUCUUUGCAGGUUUCCCUCAGGCACCUGCUUUAUCUGUAAGCUGCUUUGAGUCCUUUUCAGGGAAAAAGGUGGAGUAUAAAUAAAUAUAUAAUAUAAUGAUAAUAAUAAUAUGUCACGGACUGGCUGGAUGCAGAGGAGUGGUGGGAGGCCACAGCUGGGGAGCCCCCAAGGGAACUCCCCAAGGAAGAAGUCUCAGAGCCAGGGGAGUGGUGGUGGGAUGACGAUGAGUGGUCAGAAGGAGAAGAAGGAGCAGACGGAGGAGGAGGUGUUGGAAGCAGAAGAGGUGACAGGGUUUAGUGAGCAGGAAGAGGCUGUGGCAGAGAGAAGUUCAGACUCUGAGGCUUAGCGGAGGCUGGAGGGGAGGGUGGCAAGAGGCAAAGUUGAGACAGGCUUCUGAAGAAUCCAGAGAGUCUUCCCUUCCUGCUGUGACCAGCUCCCCUCCCUACUGGUCUUCUAGAACACAAAGAGAAAUGAAAGGAUUGGUUGUGACUGGGGUAUGGAAAGCAAGCCUUAUGGGGAAAGGUUGAGGGAGUUGGGUAUGGUUCUAAAAAGCUUUAAUCUUCCAACAUUCAGCUUCAUUGAAUUCCCAUGACUUCUAGUGUUAGAGUUCUACCGUUCCUAUUGUUAGACAAUUGGGAGACAGAAACCCUUUGCUGAUCACCUAGAGCUCUACCAGCCCUGAUUUACAGUUCUUGUGUUAAAAACAGUUAUUAGAUUUUUUAAAAAGAGUGUUGCUCAGUUUAUUGAGAAUGCUUUUAAAAAGUUCUAGACCUGAGAAAGUGCUAAAAGGAGAAAGUGCUAAAAGAGCCAGUGUGGUGUAGUGGUUAAGAGCGGUAGUCUCGUAAUCUGGGGAACCGGGUUCGCGUCUCCGCUCCUCCACAUGCAGCUGCUGGGUGACCUUGGGCUAGUCACACUUCUCUGAAGUCUCUCAGCCCCACUCACCUCACAGAGUGUUUGUUGCGGGGGAGGAAGGGAAAGGAGAAUGUUAGCCGCUUUGAGACUCCUUAAAGGGAGUGAAAGGCGGGAUAUCAAAUCCAAACUCUAAAAGGGACUUUCCCUAAUCUGGUGCCUUCCAGAUAAAUUGGACUACGUCUUCUGUCAGCUCCAGCCAGCAUGGCCAGGACUGAGGGGAGCUGUUGUCAAAAUCACCUGGAGUGCACCAGGUUGGAGAAGGCUGAUCUAGAAGGUCACUCAUGUUCUAGUAUGAGUGAUGAAUUAUUAUUGUAAUUUAAUCCUGGAAUCCUAGAAUCGUAGAGUUGGAAGGGACCCUGAGGGCCAUCUAGUCCAACUCCUCUCCAAUACAGGAAUUUCAACUAAGCCAUCCAACCUGUUAUGUCUUCUGCGCAUGGCAGUCUGUCUAUUAGCGAGACCUAGGAGAUGCACCCUGAGCAGGGGAACACUGCUUCUUCCUAAGCUUUAUAAACUAGACUAGCUCAUUAGCUGAAACAGCUUGAGGUGCAGCUGCCAUCUGAUGCAUUGCUGGGCAGCUAUGUGGGCUGCAGAAUCUGUUCCUGUCUCCUACUUUGACAGCAAGCAUUUUAGUUAUAUCGAUGUGUUAAUUUUUCUAUAAAUGCAUUAACUUUUAAGUAGGAGGAAUCUAGGACAGUCUUCACCACCCUAGUGCCCUCCAGACAUUUUGGCGGCUCCUCCCAGGAGAGCACAAGGCUGAUCUAAGACAACACAGUACUUUGACAAUGCCUUAAAAAAAUUAUACUGUGAAUUAGUGUCUGUUGUCAAGUGCCACAGCUCAGUGGUAGAACAUCUGCUUAAGGACACAAGAAGAGUCUGCUGGAUCGGGCCAGUGGCCCAACUUGUCCAGCAUUGUGUUCUCACAGUGGCCAACCAGAUGCCCAAGGGAGGCAUGCAAGCAGCAUCUGAGCGCAAGAGCAUCCAUUCUCCUGUCCUGUGUUUUCCAACAGCUGCCAUUCAGAGGCCUUCGCCCUCUGACAUUGUCAUACUGGUUAGAGGCCAUCAGUAGUCUUCACCAGGAAUUAGUCUAAUCCUCUAUGGAAGUAGUCCAAGUUUGUGGCCAUCCCUGCCUCCUUUGGGAGCAGAUUCCCUCUCUUGACUAGGAAGAAGUGCUUUCUUUUUGUCUGUCCCGAAUCCUCCAGCUUCAUUGGAUGUCCAUGUCUUAUGAGUGGGAGAAAAACUUUUCACUAUCCAUAUCAUGCACACUUUUUAUAAACUUCUGUCAUGUUGCCUCUUGCUCUCCUUUUUUUCUAAACUGAAUGCUCCAAAUUGCUGCAGGCUUUGCUCACAGGGGAGUUUCUUCAUCCCUUGCUUUGAUCAUUUUGGUGGCCCUUUUCUGGACCUUUUCCAACUCUACAAUAUCCUUUCUGAGGUGUUGUGACCAGAACCGCACACAUUAUUCCAGAUACAGUUGCAUCAUCUACUUGUAUAAUGGCAUUAUGAUAUUGGUGGUUUUCUUUUCUAUUCCUUUCCUCAUGAUCCCUACCUCUUAAGAACAUUAUGGAAGGAAGGAAGGAAGGGAAUGAACAUGCUUCACAGCCCCACAUCACCCUCCUUUUGUGAAGAAUGGGGGCAGGCCAAACACCAGCACCCUCUGUGUCUCUCCCCACCACCCUCCAACUUGCAGAGGUCAAAUGCCUCAAGUGGGGAACCCCCUCUACUUGUGAAGGGUCCUCACGCAUUUAGAAAUCCACACAACUGGGGUUCUAAAUGAGGUGGAGAGCCUCCCCCUGGAGUGGAGCAGCUCCCUCCCCAGCUUCAGAUCUUUGCACUCCAUGAGUUGGGGAGCAGAAAUUAGUGCACUGCGUCAGCUUUGAAUACAAGCAGAACACUUGGAUGGGACUCCUGAUUCACAGUACCAGGUGCCCUUGCAUGGGGGGGGGGGAGCCUCCCUUUUUCAUCCCAGAAUCCCAGGCUGGAUCCUCAGUCACAGAGAGGGAAAGCAGAAGAGGAGGGUACUGUCUCAUCACUCUCGCCUUUGCUUGCAAUUAAUUCUCCACCCCCUUUUAGCAACGAGAUAAUCUAUCGCUAUCUUUGGGACAAGUUCUCAUCUGGAACAUUAAUUUUUGAUUGGAACGAACAAGGGAACACACACAAAAAAUGCCCCGGAGAGUGAGACAUAUAUCCUAUUUGCAAAUAGAGCUGUUUAUGGCUAGCUUGCAUAUGGGACUUUUACAAUGUGACAGCAUCAGCUGGUAACAGUGUUCCAACAUCAGUGGUGACAUUUCCACAUGCAAAAGCAGGGGAGAUAAUUAGAUCUAUUCUUAAAAGUAGGUUGGGGUAAGGGACUGUUGGCAUUGAAAUUCUGUGUGUUAAGCAGCCCUGGUUUGUAACAAUUGCAUUGCAUCUUAGGCUCUGCAUAUGUUGACCAGCGAUUAUCUUGUAUUGGAGGAAGAGUGUUGUUCAGUGACAGAGAAAUGGUAUUGCAUGCAGUUGGUUCCAGGUUCCAUCCUUAGCAUCUCCUAUGUGAUUGGAACACCUUAGAGCAGCCUUUCCCAACCAGCUGUCCUCCAGAUGUUUUGGAUUGCAGCUCCUGUCAGCUUCAGCCAGAACACUCAAUGGUCAGGGAUAAUAGGAGUUGCCAUUCAAAACAUCUGGAGGGCACCGGAUGGAAGAAGUAUUCCCUAGAAAGUCACUGCCUGUCAGUUCAGACAAUACUGUGUGUCCAUGAUGAGUCCCUGGUGUGGGAGCUGGAACUCGAGUUGGUGUGUAAGGCGCAUAAAUCAAGCAGAAUAUAAAAUUUGUAGAUGUAAACCUUCAGUUUUAGACCUGUUGUAUGGCACUUGUCAUCCUCCGAAGUAUGUCAAUCAUAGCAGCGCAAUAUCUGGAGAUUGAAUAUAUUAUAUCAGGGUUUCUAUUUUGGAGCAGUAAAGAGAUAUAGAAUUGCCCUGUGAAAUUUGUGUAUUAUUGGCACAAUAAACCUGUCACGUAUGACUGUAUAGUAUUGGCAAUGGAAAGACAUGUGUUCCAUUGUUUCUAUAUGCUCAGAGCCACAGGGGCAGACCACAGCCCUCUCCACCUGGUGCCUGAACUACAACUCCCAUUAGCCCCAACCAGCAUGGCCAGUGCUCAGGGAUGAUGGGAGCCACAAUUCAUUAGCGUCUGAAAGCUACAGGCUGCUCACCACCAUGAUAAACCCCUACGUGCUGAAUCAUUACUUGAGGGAGAAACAAGCUCAUUUACUGACCAUGUCUGAGACAUGCUGUCUAAAUCGGGUGCUGUUCUAACCCAUUUUGUAUGUGGGCAUGUCUGGGCUACGGACGCAUUUCUUGUGCUGCCAAAUGAAUUGUGAUCAGACCUGACAAGGCCUUUAAAGGGUAGAAGAAGCUGUGGUUCUGCCGUUUCACAUCACAGGCCCAAUAUCUGUCCUGUCACUCUUGUUUGAAAAUUGUUUCCCACCCCCACAGCCAUCCUGCUUUUCUGCCAAAGCUUUUCUGAUUUAAUCCUGGCAGCUCCCAAAAUAAUUUACAUGUUAUUUGGCAGUGUUGCAAUCUUCUAUGUGCUGGUUCCCUUGUGUUAGUGUGUGUCCAUAUGUCAAUGCAUAUCUUACUUUUAGUGUAAUGGUGCAGUUGUGAUUGGGUUUCUCACAACUGUCUUUUAUAGGCCUUAACGGAAUUCUGAAAACGGCCAUCUGCUGUGGUGGCUGAGUCCUAUCCAACUCAGGAUAGCUCUGUUCUGCUUCCUCAGCCGGUGGCAGCCGUGCUUCUGAAUACCAGUUGCUGGAAGCCCCUGGAGGGGAGGGGUCUCUUCUGCUCAUGUGCUGCUUGCUGGCUUCCCACAGGUUAACUGGGUGGCCACAGUGAGAACAGGAGGGUGGGCUAGAUGCGCCAUUGACCUGACCUAGCAGGUUUUUCAUAUGUUUUUAGAGUGCUCCUCAUGGAGAGAGUUAUACAAUCUCUUUCCCUGCCACCCCCGCCACCCCUUGGAUGCAGAAGAAAGCCAUGGAUUGCGUCCCUUUUCACAUAGGUGUCUGCAUUUUCCAUGGCCUUGAUAUUCCACCACCCAGACAAUAAACGUGUGCCAUUCUGGAACCUGGAAUUGUUAUAGGUGCCACAAAAUACCCAUUUUCCGCAUUUGUAUGAAAGCAAUAUUUUGGUGUGGCAGCAUCUAUACUUUGGAACUCCCUGCCUAUUGACACCGGGCCAGCACCUUCUCUGUACUCUUUCAGUGCCUGCUAAAAACAUUUUAGUUUAGAGAAGCCUACCCAGACAUGUAGACAGUGGCAGAGCUUCAUGCUCCAGCACCGGGGGCAGAGAGCAGGCGGGGGGCUGGCUGGCAGGCAUGCAUCCUGGGGUGUGGCAUGCCGCCCACAGGGGUGUGGCGCGUGUCCCGGAGCAUGGUGCGCCGCCCACAGGGGCGUGGCACGACGCCCAAUGUGCGGUGGGGGCAGCCAUAAUGGCACCCCACCAGGAUCGUGGUGCCGGGGGCGGUGAACUCCCCCCGCCCCCCUCUUCCUCUGCCAGUGCGUGUAGAAUAUUGAUAACAUACUGGUACUUUAACCAGUUUUUCGCUUGUUGAUUUUUAAAAAAUGUUGCAAAUAGUUGGUUUUUAAGUGUUUUUACUAAUAAUUUUAUUGUCUUAUUCUCUUUGUAAACCACCUUGAGGUUUUUAUUUGUUUUUGUUUUUACAAUCAAGUGAUGCAUAAUUCCCCCCCCAUAAAUGAAUAAAUAAAUAACUCGGGAUUUAAACCCAGCAAAAAACCAACCAUCUUGAGAGAUAUUUUAUAUCUUCUACAUUCUUUUAAUAUGCUCACAAACAGUCAAUGGAUGGAUCAGCCCUUAUUUCCACAGUAGCAGCAAUGCAGAUUAUGGGUAGCAGGCAGUGAUAGAACGAUGCUGCCUUGAUCUCCUUCUCCCUGAGCUGUUGAUCAGUUCGGUCUUUCUGCUUCUUUUACAGGUAUGCAACGGGUUAGAUCAGCCUCGGAAACAGCAGCGUUCUGACCUCAAUGGACCGAUCAACAAUAAUAAUAUGCCAGAGGCAAGUACUAGAGGCCAAGGUGCUCUGUUUCCCCUGUCCUGUCUCCAUCUUGUAUUUCACGUCAUGCUUCUCUCUUCCAAAGCCGUGAACCCAGUUAACCCAGAAAUUCAGUGGCUAAAAGAUACUCUUCGUGGCAGCCCUGAAAUCAUGGGCCAAGAGAAUGUGAUUGUUUUAACUGUAUCUGGAGUGUUUUUCAUGGCAUUGUUAUCAAUGUGCUGACUGACCUGAGCUCCUUUGGGAGGAAGGGUUAUGUGGAAAUAGCAAUAAUAAUAAUAAUAGUAGUAGUAGUAGUAGUAGUAAUGAUGAUGAUGAUAACAACAUGCUUACAGCAGGGGUGGCCCACCUGUGCCCCCCCAGGUGGUGUUGGACUGGCCCCAGCCAGCAUGAUCAGUGGUGAAGGGUGAUAAGAGACAUCUGUGGGGCUGGAGGCUGGCCCUUUGUGGUUUGUUUAGGCUGACAUUUAAGGUGAGACAUUUAGGGUUAAACUCAGAGAAUGUUUUCUCAGAGGUGUGUGGAGGUGUCAGUUGUACACACAAACACAUGAGUCUGUCCAUAAUACUAAUUUGUGACAAUAUAAGCAUGGCCUGCCCCCAGAUGAGAUUUGAGACUGUGCCAGGUUUGGGUUUUUUAAAAAACAGGAAUGACACUUGGGCGUUCUGACGCUGAUGAGACUUUUCAGAAGCGUGUUGUUCUGAGCUGCAAGCAUGCCGGGGAAGUGAUGACAGUUUUAAAGAAAAUACCCUAUUUUUUGCUCUAUGAGACUCACUUUUUCCCUUCUAAAAAGUAAGGGGAAAUGUGUGUGCGUCUUAUGGAGCGAAUGCAGGCUGCACAGCUAUCACAGAAGCCAGAACAGCAAGAGGGAUUGCUGCUUUCACUGCGCAGCGAUCCCUCUUGCUGUUCUGGCUUCUGAGAUUCAGAAUAUUUUUUUUCUUGUUUUCCUCCUCCAAAAACUAGGUGCGUCUUGUGGUCUGGUGCGUCUUAUAGAGCGAAAAAUACGGUACAUCCAUAAAAACAGUGCUAACCAGCAGAUUGUACAAGAUUAAUUUGCAUGUGGAGUUGAGCCAUGUUCAAUAACGCAGAGAUUACUUUUUAAGAGGGGUGCUGCUGCUUUUAAUCAAGAACACAUAAUUGUUAUGUUGCCAAGCCCUUAACAACUUCUUAAUUGUUCACCUUGACCACGCCUAAGAAGCUUCUUCUACUCCUUCCUGCUUCCAUGCAGAGGAAACAAACCAUAAUCUCUGGCUUGGCAUUUCAUCUAAACUUUGGACUGCGGUGGGUUUCACUCCCAACAAACCGCAGUCAGUAAGGGAAAAAAUGAAUCUUGUUUGUUUGGAGAGAGACUAACCAUGACCCCCUGGUAUGAAUGUAAUGCUAAGCCAGAGAUCAUGGUAUUCUCCCUGCCCAGGGGAUGGGAAUAGCAGAGCUAUCACUUAUUGUGAUGUGUGAAUCAGGCCAAUGUCAUGUAAGGUAAAGGUAAAGGUAUCCCUGCCCAUACGGGCCAGUCUUGCCAGACUCUAGGGUUGUGCGCUCAUCUCACUCUAUAGGCCGGGAGCCAGCGCUGUCUGCAGACACUUCCGGGUCACGUGGCCAGCGUGACAGCUGCAUCUGGCGAGCCAGCGCAGCACACAGAACACCGUUUACCUUUCUGCUGGUAAGCGGUCCCUAUUUAUCUACUUGCACCCGGGGUGCUUUCGAACUGCUAGGUUGGCAGGCGCUGGGACCGAACGACAGGAGCGCACCCCGCCGCGGGGAUUCAAACCGCCGACCAUGUGAUCGGCAAGUCCUAGGCGCUGAGGUUUUACCCACAGCGCCACCCGCGUCAUGUAGUCGCCUAAAAUUACGGUAAUUAUGAUGAAAAAUGAAUGAAAAAUGCUUCUGUUCUUCCUUCGCGUCAUGUGCAUGCAUUUUUCAUCAUAAACAUCUUACUAUUUCUAUAGAGUUAUAAGCUCUUUAUUUUUAUAUCCACACAGACAAAGAAGGUGUCCUCCUUCCCAAGCUUUGUUGAUGGUAAGUGCAUCUUCACGGGAUUCCUAAUGUUUAUAACAUUAAGACUGCAGGGGUGGGGAUGGGGAAUCCUGACUUAUCGAGAGAUGAUUUAUCACGUGCCAUGAGAUUUAUGAGACUUGGGGGCAGCUGUGUCUCCUUCCUGAGACAACCCUGCAUUCUACAGCGAGAGAAGGGGAGGGAUUGAGAAACCUUUGCAGCUUGAGGGCCACAUUUCCAAAAGUGCAGCCUGCCAGGGGCCACAUGCCAGAGGGGUCGGAGUCAAAAUUGGGCAGAGCAACAGAUGUGACUUUUGAGUGGCUGGAACAUGGCCUCUUAUCGUUAAAAGCUGGGAGAUUUCUGUGCUUACAUAGAAGGGAAGUGAGUCGCUUUAUUGUUUAAUCCAGGGUUGGAGAGCCUGUUGAUUCCAGCUCCCAUCAGCCCCAGCCCCCUUGGCCAGUGAACAGCCAUGACGGGAGUUAGUAGUCCCACAAACUGGAGGUCCAGCCCAGCUUUCUCCAACCUGCCAAUCUUGUUACCAAGCCCCAAAUAUAUGCUUGAUUUUUGCACCCCAGUUUAGAGGCUUGAAAUGAACUAGAUGGUCAACAGCUGAUUUCCCUAUAUGGCUUAGACCAGUAGUUCCCAACCUUUUUUUGGCCAUGCCCCACCUAAGCAUCUCUAAAAUCCUGAUGCCAACCCCACCCCCAUGACAUAGAAUUCUUAUUAUUCAAAGUGAACUCCUAUUCACAUGGAGGAAGCCUAAAUUUCACUAUUAAUAACUCAUUCACAAUUUGUCCCCCUUAAAAAUUGAAUUGCCCCCCUGUGGGGCAUGUGUCCUACGUUGGGAGCCACGGGCUUAGACUGAAUACUGUUAAGAAACUGUGCUUAUGUCUUUUAGAGAUGGCAUUUCUUUUUUUGCUUCCAGCCAUUUGGAGAGUACACCAGAUUAUGAGAGUCCCGUUAAUAGAAAUCAGUGCAAUUUCUAUUUUACAGGCUAAAUAAACUGGCAUUUGGAAGUCUCCCACAGCAAAGCAUAUUAUGCAGACUUAUUUGUAUGGUUCUAGCACCCCUCUGACUUUGGGACUUUUAAUUAGUAUACUAAUAAUUGGUGCUGAUGGCCGACCUAAUGAAAUUAAACUUCUUUGUAUGAUUGAUCUUCACUGAGAAUCUUGUUGACAGCAGAGGGUGCAAGGUCCACUUAGUUGUGCCUCAUUUGUCCUUUUCUGAGGCUGACAUUAUGGCUGCUUCUUGUCUUCCAUUAAAUCUGACUGAGAGAGAAACCAGCUCUUGUUGACGGGUUGUGCAUGCAAAAGAAGGCAGAGCUGGCACAGAGUAGAGAGCGCCCUACAGUGCCCUCCUACACGUGUCUACUCAGGAGUCAGCCAGUGACUCACUGCCAGUUAGGUGUGUGUUGAAUUUCAGCCAUGUGUGUGUGUUUGUGUGUUUCACCCCCCCCCAACUAACAGGUUUUAUUUAUGACAAAAGUGAUAUAAGCUUUUUAUCAGAGACUGAAUUGUCCCUGGAAUAUUUUCUUCUAAUGCGGCUAAGUCUAUAAAAGCAAGGCUAUGUAUGGUGCUUCAAUGUGUAAGAGAGCAAUCCGAUGCAUGUCUACUCAGAUGUAAGCACAGCUGAAUUCAUUUGGACUUACUAGCAGUAAGCGUGCAAAGCAUAGCAGCUAUAUUUGAAUAAAAAACAUAGAUACAUUCAUCUGAUCCUGUUGGGUUCUUUUACACUUUGUCAUGUAUAACCUGUAUGUAUUAACUAGGAUUGUAGGUCUUGCCUUAAUUCAAGCAACUGAGCCCUCUUGAAAGAUCAACCCUAAAUCCUCCCACCCCCACCCCCCAUUUUUGCUCCAGGGAGAGAGUAGCUGCUUUGCAUGCAGAAGUGAUGUCACCUGCAACAACUAUUAGAGGGACAAAUCUUUGUCUGAGUCCCCAGAGAGCUGCUACCAGUCAAAAUAGAGUAGGCCAGCCAACAUGAUGCCUUCCAGAUAUUAUGCAACUGCAGCUCCUAUCCUCCUGGUGCUGAAUGGGAAUUGGAGUUCAACAGCAUCGGAGGGGCACCACGUUGCCUACCCAUGGAGUAGACAGCGCAGGGCUAGAUGGAGAGAUAAUCUGACAUGGUUCAAGGCAUCUUUCUUCAUUGCUUUAUUGCCAUAGAACUUCGUAAAAGGAUUGUUGUAGCCCAGAUCAUCUGGCAGGCACCAGGCUGGUGAGGGUUGUGUCAGCUAUGCCUCCACUGUCCCAGCAGUCUCCUGUCCAGAUAACCUCCCCUCCCCUGCCCACAUUCAUUACAUGGAGAGACAAUGCUCUGCUUCUAGUAUUGGGUCAAUUAUUGCACUCAUUUUGGCUUUAAAACAGGAGAAACUCAGUCUUAUUGGUCAUUCUCUCUGCCCUUUGAGGCUCCAGCUGGAAGUAUGUCUUUUGAUUCGCCACAUCCCCCUUGACGGCUGAUUUAUCAGUCUUUUCAGCCCUUCAGUUUUCAGUCUCUUCCUCCAUUUCUCUGAACAGCUUCCAGCUCCAGCUGCAGUGAACCUGUUCAGAGCUUCUGUUUCUGUCACCACAUUGCUAAAGGGAGGGAAAGUUCUUUCCCUGACACUUGCAACCAGCAAAACCUGGCUAAGGUCUGGAAACAUCAGAGAUUGCAGGAGACACAGGUGCCUGCAAAUCUCAGCACACAAAAUAAAAGGUGGCUUGAGAUUUCCCAAUCUCACCGCUGCACACCCUCCCUUUGAAGAGGAUCUGAGUUAAUAAGUUAGUCUGGUCAGGAGCCAGAAAUGUUAUUGUAGCAUAAACAAGCAAAUAUAUCAUUAAAAUGAUAUGGCAAAAAUAAAAAAGCUAAAUACACCGAGUGGACUUCAGUGAAACACCAUGAUGAAUCUUCCAUCUGUGCGAGCAUUUCAGCUUGUCAGAUAGAAUGGCCCCCUGUCCUCCCCACAUCUGCUGUUCUGUGGGGAGGGUUCUCCUGACCCUCCCCCAAGCCAAUGUGAGGGAAAUGGGGGCACAGGGGGAGGAGAGGGAGAAGACCCAUUGUGCGCAUGGAAGUUCAUUUGCAGAGAUUCUGCUGAUGGGACUUGUUAGGUGAACGACUAAUGCAGUGGUUUUACUCUGAGUAAACAUAGCUGGAUACAACUCUCUGUUUUUAAAGAAUGUAAUAAUAUAAAUUUGCAUUUUAAUAAAACUUUAGAAAAUAAAUAAGUGCAAGGCGUCAAUCAUUCCAUUUGUAGCCAUUUGGCCAAACAUAUGCAUGGUGGGGACCUAUUUGCAGAGAGCUGGGGAAAGUGCAGAAAAGAGCAACUGAAAGCAGCAAGGAAUUAUAGCCCCUUCUCUGUGAGCAAAGACCAGGGCCCUGCAGAGAGUCCCAGCUAACCUCUGCUCUGGAAAGCUAGGACCCUGGGAUAAUUAUUUUACUGCAUUUUAAAGUUGUUGUUGUUUUUAUUUUAAUGAAAUCAACAGCAGCAGCAUUUUAUUAUAGUGUUGGUUAUGGAACCUUGGGCACUUUGAUAGUCUGGCAUAUCUGGUAAUGCAGGAUGCAACAUUUUAAACAAAUGGUGAAAUCUUAGAGCUGGUUGGUACAAGGAAGCGCCUCCAAAGCUACCUCUUCUAACUGCUCCCAGAUCCAGAGGUUCAUCUCCACCAAUAUAUUUCCCCUUCUCGUUUCUCAGAGCAAAGCAGGUUGGCUGGCUCAGCACCAAGGAGAGCUCAUUGUGGGCAACAUGGGGUGCAUUUAAGUGUGAGGGUUAUUGUGUUAGUUUCCCUUGUUCUCUGCUGCAAAGACUUGUCCUCCUGUGCUCAGGUCCUGCUUACAAGUUUCCUGCAGGCAUCUAGUUAGCCACUGUGAGAACAGGAAGCUGGACUGGAUGGGCCAUUGGCCCAGUCUUAUGUCCCAGAGGGCAUGCAUUUCACUGCCAUUACUUAUGAAUCACCCCUAGCUGGCCAAGGUUUCUCUACAACCCUUUAUUCGCUUUGUAUCUGCUUAACUGUCAGGACUGCCCCCAAAGGACCAUGGGAAAUGGAAUUGGGUGACAUUUGCAAAUCUGAGGACUUUUUGGUAGUUUUUCAAGGGGCAGUUUCCUCCCAGAUGGCAUGUGGGAUGAGGUUUGGCACUGGUGGAACAGUGACUUCAGUCAUAUUAUCACCACCACCCUGCACCCUCUCAAGAACUAUGCUAUUGGUGUGUGUGCUGGGGGAAGUGUGGUGGCCCCUGUUCCCUCCCCUCCUCCAAAUGCCCCAGAAUACUGCAAAGGGGCCGUUCUGGGGGGGAAAUAGAAGAACAUUAGAAAAGCCUGCUUGAAAACAUCUCCUGCUUUUAAGUAUCCCGCAUUUCUUCCUCCCCCCCCCCGCCCCCCUCUUAGCUCAGCCUCAGAUUGGGGAGGAUGGUGAGAGUUUUCUCUUCCUGACUCACAGCCCUUUCUUUGGGGAGGUGAAAUUGCCAUUAAAAUGGUUUGAAGUUGGUGUUGUUAUAUCUUGCCGCUAAGUUCUUCUGCUUUACUUUUAAUUUUAACACUGCUUUUUGCUUCCUUGUUCCCUGACCCACAAGGGCAUGGGCCGAAUGCUCUUGUUUAAAUAUUUGUUGCUGCUGUUGCGCUGUGCUCUUUGCAAUUAGCUAGGCAUCUACAGCAAAAGGAUAGUCUAUUGAGGGCAGUGUGUGGAAGUACGGAGUGCUCUUCCUUGCUCCGUUUUGCCUCUCUGCUGCUCUGUCUUAGGAGAGAAAUAAUUGCCUGCCUUCUGGCUUUUUAGUUCCAGGACCUUGCGAACCCGAAGACCUCAUUGAUGGCAUCAUCUUUGCAGCCAAUUACUUGGGCUCCACGCAGCUGCUCUCGGAGCGCAACCCCUCCAAAAACAUCCGAAUGAUGCAAGCCCAGGAGGCGGUGAGCCGCGUCAAGGUAGAUGUUUUCGAUCCAUGGAAGAGGACUUGGGAUCCCUUGAGGAUUGAACUCAGAAGAGUCAGAAACAUCUGCUCCUCAGCAUCCACAGCAGAGGAUUCCCACAUGGCUGUGGCAAAACCCUCUCGGCUCCCACCAUUGCGUUAAUUUCUCUCUCCCUGCUACCCAAACUGUGUGUGCAGCCACUGAGCAGCAGAAUAUAAAUAAUGCACAGGUUCUUUCAAAGUUCCCCCAAAUCAGAGUAACAGCCAGUUGUGGCUUUCCAGGCUUGUGUCGCAAAAAGCUCAGAUAAAUGCUUUCGUAUCCUUGUAUGUUGUGGAUAUCUUAGUGUUGCUUCAUCAUUACUUUUGGUGGAUGGAGGUGGAAGGGAGUAUCUAUAUUUUUAUUUUAUUUUUUAUUUAUAUUUUAUUCCAGUGGGUUACAGUAAAGUUAAUAAGAGAAGAAGAAAGAAGGGAAAAAAGAAAGAGGAAAAAGAAAAAGGAUGCAUAAACAUUUUAAAAGGCAGGGGAAAACAACAGUAACAAAAUAAUAAUAACAUAUAAUAACAAUAACAAUAAUUUACAGAACAAUGUAGUAUAUAGAUUAAUGAAUAAACUUAUUGUUUCCCCCAGGUAUAUGUUGGUCCAUGGGUCACUAUGGUUUUGAUAAAUACGUUCUAAAUAUCAUUAAAUAUGUCCAUGCAUAUGUCCAAGCAACCCAUUCAUGGGUUGCAAGAGUUGUCGUGUCACCAAUCCAUUGAUUGAAAGGGGCCAUAUUUUCCCCCUGCAAUAUAUUACUUUCAAUCUUUUUGCAGGUAUAAGGACAGAGAAUGUCUAUAUAAUGAAAAGUUGAAAAUAAAUGCAGAGGAGAAUUACAGAUAACCACAUGUAAAAUCACAUCCAACGACAUCUUGGCCAAUCCAUUAUUAAUUUAUUUCAUAAGAUUUGUACAUCGUUUGAUUGGUAUAAAAAAACCCCUCAAAGUGGGUUACCAAAGUUUUAAACAAUAACAUUAUCAAUAAGAAGAAUUAACCAUUUAAAGCUUUUACAGAAUUUAAAUCAACAAUAAACUGAAAACAGAUUAAAAUUUGCAUCAGCUUUCUGAAUACUUGGGUAGACUUGACUAAACAAAAAUGGUUUUAGUAGGUUUCAAAAAGAGCAGCGUGAGGGUGUCUGCCUGAUAUCAAUAGGCAGGGAGUUCCAAAGUGCAGGUGUUUCAAGCUCUUACAAAUGUGGAACUGGCAUCAUGUGACACCUGUAACAUUAGAAAUUAUGUUAACAUAAGCAAAUACAAAAGGCCCGCAAUGGAAAUUGAGUGGAAAGAGGUGCGUAAAAAUAAAAUUAAUAAGGGGCCAAGCUGAGGGGGCACAACAUCAAUAAGAAGAAUAAGAAUAAGAAUAAUGUUCAACCUAAGCUUACUGCAUAUUGGCAAUAACAGAGUUGGUUAGCUAAAUUACCCAUUAGGUACAACACUAAUGGGGGGAGGGGAGGGGGAAAGCUAGGGAGGGAGGCACAUCUGUGAAAUUGCCUUACCUGCUGCUCCUAGAAGUUAGUCUGAAACACUCUUGAAUCUAAGCACUGCCUCUCUCCCCUGAUAGACAUGAGGUCUAGGAUCCUUGCUCUUUAAGAGGCAUGGAUGGAACAAAAACUUGUAUUAUUUAUCUUUGAUUUUAUUGCAUUUAUAUCCCAUCUUUUCAUCCAAGGAACUCCAAGUGGCGUACAUGGUUCUCCCCCUCCUCAUUUAAUCCCCACAACAACCCUGUGAGGCAGGAAAUGCAGAAGGGAAAGCAGCCCUCUCGCCAAAAGGGUUCCCCAGCCCUGGUGCAGACCCACUCCUUCAUCUGCCCAGUUCCUGCUGCUUAUGCGGGUUCUCUCAUUCAUUCAUUCAUUCAUUCAUUCAUUCAUUCAUUCACCUUUUCUCCCAAGGAGCUCAAGGUGGUGCACAAGGAAUUGUCUGUUGUUGCUUGGCUAGUAAGAAGGCUUCUAAAUAGCCCACAAUAGCUGUAUGCGCAAAUAUCUUAACUUCUAUUGGGCUGGUAAAGCAUAUGCCAAUAUAUCAUUGGAGGUUCAUUGGAGGCGCUUAAACAGAGGUUGGAUGGCUGUCUGUCGGGGAAACUUUAGUGCUGAUUCCUGCAUUGAAGAGCAUUGGACUAGAUGACUUUUGGGGUCCCUUCCAGCUCUACAGUUCUAUGAAAUACAAAUCAUGAAGAUACUUGCAGACAUUUGGCAUUUUUGUGGUCAAGGCACCUUGCACAGCCCAGUGUUACUAAAUCUCAGCAUUAAAUACAGGUUAAAAGUGUCACUGCUCAUUCUCGUUAGAGAAAUAGCAUUUCCCCCUUUUAAUUGCUUUCCCCAUUCCGGCUCCUAAUGAGUGGUUUGGCUUUCAAGUAAAAAAAAAGAGAAACUGGCAGCCACAAACGAAACUUGAUUUGUAUUGUGCCAAAGUGCAGCACUGUUUAUCAGUUUCAAUGCUGUCUGGUUUACUUUGGUAGGCAGUCUCUCAAAGACGGUUGGCUGCUGCUAUUUUAAUAGCGGCUCAAUACUGCAUGCAACUCUUCAUAAGAAGGGGGCAGCAAAACUAUCUUGUUCUUUCUUUUUAAUUUAUUAAAUAGAGUAGAAAUUUCUGCCCCAAUUGAGUCCUCUUUUCUUGCAAUGAGAUGUUACUGCAUUUGCUGGGUAGCCUGUCUCAUUUCAAGGACUCAUUUCAAUAAUCAAUUCUUUAUUGUGAAAGAUAACACUUACAGUCACUUCUACAGCUCUGGAGACAUAUCCACACCAAUCUAGCAUCCUGGCAGCUAUUCCCAGGUCCACACUCUAUGGCGCAGUUGCAGCAACCCGGGACCACUCUCUCUCCACCAGUUUAUGUACCUUCCUCUGACAGACAGCACACUCACAACCGGAAGCUGCGCCUGCAUGGAAACUUCCUCUGCUCAUUCUGGGAGACAGGGGUGCAGAAGGGUGUGGGGGAGCACCUGGCUCUUCACUUACCUGACCAACUCUUCCUCCUCCUCCUCUUCUGGCUCAUUCUGUGCUCUACCCUCCAGCUCUGAAGCUUCCCCUGCUUUUGACUCUUGCCUUCUGGCCAAAACAGUACCCCACAAUUCACUGUUCCCCCUCUCCAAGUCAGGCUCCAGCCCCGCACCCCUUCCUUGACAUCUGAUUAAGAGCCUCCUGGAAGGAUCUGGCUGACCACCAUGUGGAUGCUGGACUAAAGGGACCUUUGGUCUGAUUUUGUUGUGCUGUUACAAAUGUGUACCUGGACUCACAUGUGCACAGCCAGCACUCCUGUGAGGUUUCAGUUCUUUUGCUGGAAUUAUAAUGUUCACUUGUUAUAGACAUGUUUUGACCUUUAAGAAGCUCUCACACAAAGAAAUAAAGAAAACUUGGUUUAUUAUAUAAAAUAGGAGUGAAAGACUAUAUAAAAAUGCUGCUUUAGACAGCAAAGUUACAGUCUGCUCUGAGUAGGACUAGCCUUGGAUAUAACCUUAUGGUUUACAAGGAGCUAUGAGCCUACAACAGCCUUCCCCAAUGAGGUGCUCUUCAGAAGCUGUGGAACUCUUGACUCCCACCAUCCCUGAACACUGACCAAUCUGGCUGGGGGUGAUGGGAGCUGGUGUCCAGGCGUCUGGAGGUUGAAUGAUGACGCCAAUGCCAGUUUAAGCUGCCCCAGAAGCAUCUGAAUUUGUUUUGAUAUUCUAUCUUAAUGGAGAAUUUAUUUUAAUAUGUAUCCCUGCCCCCCACUUUGUUGGCUGCACUGAGGGCCACAGAACUUAUCCAAGUCUUGGGUGGUUUUUUUAGGUUAAUUUCCUUUGCAAAAGUGGAAGAAAGAGGCACUGAUAGAGCACUGAUUUGGCAUGGGAAAGUUCCCAGGUUCAAUCCCUGGCAUCUUCAGUUAAAAUGAUCCUACAGCAGGUGAUGGGGAAGAUUUCUGUGUGGGACCCUGGAGAUCUGUUGUUAGCCCAAGUAGGCACUGCUGGACUAGACGGAAUGUGUGGUCUGUGUCAGCUAUCUUCUUAUGUCUCUGGAGGAGGGGCUGUAGUUAUGUGGUGAAUCCCGUGCUCUGCAUGCAGAAGGUCCCAGGCACAAUUCUUGGCAUUUCCAGUGUAUCUGGGCUGGAUAAGGCUCUUCUUGUCUGAGAUUUGGAAACCCUUUGCCAGUUGGGCUGGAUAGAGCAUUGGUGGGACUCCAGUAUAUGGCAGCUUUCAUACAUUUGCUUGUAUGGCCAAUCUGGAGAAAGUUUGAAUCUUUUGACAUUUGCACAAUUUGUUUUUUAUAGGAUGGAGGGAUCUUGUACAUUUCCCCCACUUGCUAAAGUCAGAGAAAGAGAGCCCAAAAGGGGAAGGUUUGCAGGAAACUAAGUUUGUGUGGACAGACUGAGAAGGAACUGGGGUUCAGUUUUGCUAAGUGACAAGCUGAGAGGCAACUUGACAAGCGUUUGAUAGUAUUGGGACUAGCAAUGUGAUUCUUGACAUAAAAGUGGGUGUGGUUUUGACAGGCAUGUGGAAGCUGUUCCUGCUUUCGCUCACUAGUCCUAAACUACAUUCACCUCUGACCUGAUGACACCAUUGGGUUAUGUGGGCUGGGCUGCAGCAAUAUCAGAAUGAUCCAGCUUGGAGGAUUAACUCCAUGUCCUAGGAUACAAAAGCUUGGUUUCUGCAUUUGGAUAUUAGAUGGCAUGGGAUUUGGGGGUUCACUGGAACAGAUUGGGGUUGCAACUGCAUGUGUAGUAUGGAAAUAUAAUCUGCAGCUAAGAUCAACAAAAUUAUGCAGCAGUUUCUGUAACCGAUGGAUGAUACUGACACACAUGUACACACAUAUAAAGACCAGCAACAGCCUUCCUUCCUUUAUUUCUGUAGAUAAUAGGUUUGAGAAUCUUUUGAUGAAAGAUUUCCCUGACUUCACAUAAUAUCUCUUUCUCUCGUUUUCUUUUUGUGCAUUUGUCUGUUUCCCUUUUUAUUUUUAAAUGCUUCUCCCCAGAGGAUGCAAAAGGCAGCUAAAAUCAAGAAAAAAGCGGUGUGUAGACUGUUUUUCUUGAAUGCUAUUGUCUGUUUUACAUUUGGUUAUUUUUGUUGUUUAUGUUUUCUGUGGUCUUUGUGCAUCCUGGAGUGUUGUGUCUCUCAUUGUGGAUCUUCGUCAAGCUGUAGCUUUCUGUUUUUGCUCAUUUUAAAAUGCAGUUGACCAGAUGGAGUGGGAAAGAUUGGUUGGCUUCAUCAGAGACCUUCCCAUUUUCGCAGGGUUGGUUGGUUUCAUUAGAGAGUUCCCCACUUUCCUGCUAAAUAACUCCUCUUUUCCUCUGUGGCUAUCCAUCCCAGUGAAAUGGGUUUUUUUGUGUGUGGGGGGUGAUUUUGUUGUUGUUCUUGUUGUUUUGCUAAGCCUGGAUAAACAUCACAUUUUCCUCUUGCAGGAGUUUAUUUCCAUCUGACAUACUUUAUUGCUUUUUGGAGGAGAAGCAGCCAAGACUGGUGUUGCAACCCAAUAUUCAUUAAUAUUUACGAUUUAUUAGAGCUUAUUUUGAUACCACUUAAUCAUUUCUAACCAGUAAACAUACACAUUUCAAAAAACAUACAUAAUAAAAAACACAGAGAACUUCCUUAAAACAUCUGCGGGGAUAGAAAAGUCUUUGUUAAGCACCUGAAGUUCAGCAGGGAGGGGACUUGGUUAGUCUCACCUGGGAGGGGGUUUGUAGACUUGAGCCCACAUUACUGCAUGCACAGCUUAUGGUGGAUAUGGGCUGUACAUGGGGAACCAAUAUAUACAACUUCACACCAUGCAUUUGAAGCACAUUCAGUGCACAUAUAUAGCAUAUCGCUUUUUCCAAAGAAUACUGGGAAUGGUAGUUUUCCUCUCUCAAAGCUACAACUAAUUGCCAGUUUGUUUUGGGGCCCUGUUUAGGGUGUUGGGAGCCAUAAAUGACUCAAGCCCCAAAUAUCUGAAAGACUGCCUACAGCACCUUAUAGAACUUCCUGCUGAGAAGUUCCUCCACCCUCAGAGGCUCAUGGGGUGGCGGACUGGGAUGAGGGCCUUCUCUGUGUCAACCCUGUGGCCCUGCCUUCCCACAGAGGUGUGUCUGGCUCCUUGAUUUUACAGCUUCUGGUGGAUGCUACAAAUGAGCCUCUUUGUCCUGACAUUUGACACUUGAAGUAGAUAUUUUUAGGACCCACUUUAUUUUUGUGACAUUGAAUAGUUUUUAAUAUUGUGUUUUAACGUUGUAAUCCACCCUGGGACCUUAGAAUGGGUGGUGGGUGGUAAUAAUAAUUCCUGACACCCUUAACAAACUACAGUUUCCAGGAUUCUUGCAUGAAGACUUGUGGGAACUGUAGUUUACCCCCACAGAUCUGCAGUUCCCAGCACCCUUAACAUACUGCAGUGCCCAGGAUACUUUGGAGAAGACCAUGCACUUUAAAUGUGCACUGGAUGUGCUCUUACAUGGUGUGGAUCUGCCUUAACAGAGACUCACCCGAAGAUACCAGUGAUGAUUUCAUAAGCUCUGACUACACUGCCGUGGUCCAAACUUUUUCUGUCGUAAUGUAGAUUUGGUGGUGGCAGUCAAAUAGCUUAUGCCUCAAUAAUCUCACCGCAGCCCCUUAGGCUGCGUACACAUGAUACACUCGAAGCACAUUCUGAGUGGUGGAACCACAGUUCCCAGCAAUUUUCUUUGAGGGAAAGAAUGCACUCUAAAGGCAUCGUGUGUACAUAGCACAAAAUGGGGGCCCACCUCAAACUUUUUGUUGGCCUGAGGUGUGUGCUGGACGACAGGAGAAGUCAAUAUUGCAACAUUGCUGAAAGUGUGGGCACGCAACUCUUUGAUCAAAAGCUGGUUGUCUUGGUUGACCGUUGAAAACACUGUUCCUCUCAAGCUGCCUAUACAGCAGUGCCAGCCUUGACGGAGGUGAGGUCUGACUUCCUUGAGCUCAGAGGGAAUGGUCAGAGCACCCGCUUUGCCUUGCAGAAGGUCCUUCGUCCAUGUCCAGAUGGAGACCCUGUCAAUCCAAUUCUGAGAAAGACAGACACAGCAGAGGGCAGCUUCACCUCUGCCUGAACGCAGCAGCCCUUCACAAGUUAAACAACCCUGUUAUAUAAACAACUCUUUGGGUUGUGUGAAUUGACUUUUUUGUCUUCCCUUUGUGCAAAUGAGCAAACAGAAUAAGUCUUCCAUUGAGUGUAAAGGUAAAGGGACCCCAGACCAUUAGGUCCAGUCGUGGCCGACUCUGGGGUUGCAGCACUCAUCUCGCUUUAUUGGCCGAGGGAGCCGGCGUACAGCUUCCGGGUCAUGUGGCCAGCAUGACUAAGCCUCUUCUGGCGAACCAGAGCAGCACACGGAAACGCCGUUUAGCUUCCCGCCAGAGCGGUACCUAUUUAUCUACUUGCACUUUGACGUGCUUUCGAACUGCUAGGUUGGCAGGAGCAGGGACCAAGCAAUGGGAGCUCACCCCAUCGUAGGGAUUCGAACCGCCGACCUUCUGAUCGGCAAGUCCUAGGCUCUGUGGUUUAACCCACAGCGCCACCCACGUCCCAUACCAUUGAGUGUAGUUUCCUGUUACUAUGCAAAAUAGAUACUUUGGCUAGAUAGUCUUCUUCACCUAUAACUGGAGGGGGGGAGGGAGAGAGAUGGAGAAAAGCAUCAUUUGGGGGAAUGGGGGUGAGGGAGUUACUGGGGCUGUAGGAUUCUUGAUCAUCACAUAUUUCCCAGAAUACCCUGUGCAUGUGGGGAGGCAAAAUGGUAGUUGCCAGUGGGGACUGCCAUUUGCGGAAUGCUACUGCCUCUCCACUCACCUUAUAUAGGUCAUUCAGGAAAAUUGAAAAUAGUUGUUAGCAGCCUGACAGGGCCUUGCAGUACUCCAAUAAGCCUUCCCCACCUUUCCAUUUAUUUUAUUUUAUUUUAUUUUAUUGCUGAGAGGCCUCCAGUCAGGGCCGGCCUGUCCAGGAGGCAGACCAAGGCAGUUGCCUCAGGCAGCAGAAUCUGUGGGCUGCCUCUGCAGGGAUGUCUCCCCUGCCGCUGCCGCUAGAGAAGAGACUGCUGCACCUUCUAUGUUCAGGCAAGAUUGUGCGAGAGCCCUGUGAGAUUGCGCAGAGGUCUCUGGGGCUCAUGGGAGUCCUCACCAGAAUCUGGCAAACGCAGCCGCAUGACUGCAAUAUGCAAGGCUUUGGCAGGGGCAGCAAGGGGUGGGGGUGGGGGGCGCACAGCACUUGCUCAGGGUGGCACCUUCCCAUUUUGCCUCCAACAUUUCGUCACAAAUGAGGGAUGUUGUGUCCAGCCCUGGCACAAACUCAUUGUAAGCUGACGUUAAUUCUUUAAUUUUGAGCUGGGGUAUAUCAGCAUGCUAGAAGAGAAUGGUUACGGUUCUCCGAGAAAAGAAAUCAAAUGAUUGAAGUGAGCUCAAAGCACCUGUCCAGAAGGAAGGCAUCUCUGCUGCAUCUCUGUUACGACUUCACUCACUUCCAAUGAAGAGGCAGAGGAGGAUUUUCCACACUCACACGAGUUCUCCUGUUGUAUCUCUGUAGGAGCCCCUGAGCUGGGCUGACUUCCUUCCAGGCAGGGGACACUCUGGAAUAGGAAAACUGAGGAAGGGUGUUCUGCAAAACUGCACUGAGGGCAAAUAAUUCUGACUUACAUACUUUAUAAAAGGAAAGCUUUUAUGGUCUUAUUGUAGUGUAACACCUUCAGUUUUAUUGUUUUAUUUUUUUAAAUUGUGUGCUCAACUUGCACAAGACACUUUUUCAAAGGGGCUCUGCACCUGUGAUCUAAGACUAGGGAUGGACAGAAGGUAGGUUCACUGGUAGAUCUAUUAGCAGUAGAGCUACCAAUAGUCCCAGUUUCCCCCCCAAAAAUAAAUAAAAGCAACCCACAAGUUAGCUUGCUAAACUUGGGGUGAGGUAGGAAAACCAGGAAUGGGGUUUUCCUUGGGGCAGAGGGCAGACUAAAUUAAAUUUUGUGUGAAAGGACUGUGAGGUCAAGCUCUAGUACUGAAAGCAAAUUCUCAUGCUCAGAGGCUCCCUGAUCCUUGACUGUUGUCAUCUAUCUGGUCCUUUUCCAUCUGGCUCUGGUUGGUGAACUUUGGGGUUCCAUUAAAAGAAGAAGAAACCCAAAAGUAUACUCUGCAAACCUAAAGUCUGCCCCCCUCCUGCCUCAAUGAUCUAAGGAAUCAAGACAACCAUGAGUCUUAAGGCAACUCGGAAAACUUUACAAACCCAUUGGGGCUUAAGCUCUUGUGGGCUAAAAAGCCUGUCAAAAGCCUAAUGAAUUUGUUAGGCUUUAAGGCAUAUUCUUGAUGCAAUAGAGUAAUGCAACCAAUCCCUCCUGAACUUGUUACUCUUAAACUUAAAUGGGUUUCUCUUGUCAAGAGAAUUCAUCUCCUGUUCCCUUGCUGGCUCCAUCUUCUGAGAUGCCAACGUGAGAAAUCCUUAUCUUAGGACACCCUCAAGUGAACUAGGCCCUAAGAAUGCUCCUCUCUCAAUCUCUGUUUGUGCAUGUAUAUUGGAAAUGGAGCAUUCCAAAUAUCUGUUCUGUGUUGCAGUAACUUUGUACAGCUUGGUCAUUGUACUCCCAUCAUGUCUGAAAUAGCUGGUUGAGGAAGGCACUGUUUUCAAGAGAAGAAGUCUUAAGUAAGUUAUUUCCUUCUUUUCUUUUUUCAGAGCUCUGAGGGAGAUUCCCAGGCUUUGACAGAAGUGGAUCUAUUCAUCUCCACACAGAGGAUUAAAGUUCUGAACGCAGAUACACAGGUAACAGGCAUACAAUCCCGAUGCCGCAAAAUGAGCAUCUAGAGUUGCCUUCAGCCUUCUGGUGCCCUUCAGAUGUUCUGGACUACAACUCCUAUCAGCCCCAGCCAGCACCAAAGGGAUAAGGAAGUAAUCUAGCGCUACCAGUGUUUCUCCAAUUGGGCCCUCAGCUGUUGUUGGACUACAGCUCCCAUCAUCCUUGACCAUUGGCCCUGCUAGCUAGGGAUGAUGGGAGUUGUAGUCCAGCAACAGCUGGGGACCCAAGUUUGAGAAACACUGCUAGCCUCUGCCAGAGCAUCAAAUGACAAUCCUCCUUUAAGAUUAUGUAAGCCUACCGUCACUCAUUUGAGACCUUGUGCCUGGAAUAAUUUAGCACUCAUUUCUGUGUUAUCUGGUUCAAGGGGGGGGGACCCAAACCACCACCCAUUUGCAACCCCCUUAACCCUAAAAAUAGUGAGAGUAAAGUGACAAAAUUUGGAAUGAUGAAACAUCAUGGUUCUUUCCUGCUGUUUCCAUGGGGGAAUUAAGGGGGCGAGGAGAAGCAGGCAUGUGUGGAAAGGGGGGAGUAGCAGUGUUGCCCAAUGCCAUUUGUCGCUGUGUCUUACCAUGCCCACUGGUGUGAAUGAAAUUGAGUGUGACAUAUAGGGAUAAAAAAGCCACCGUUCUAUCAUGCAACAGGGACUGCAGUGAGGUAGGAACACUAGAAAAUGGGGCAGAAGCACUAGCGUGAUAAUCAGGAAAAGCAACACAACAUUCCCUGCAUCCGAGACAGACAACCCCCUAUUAUUAUUAUUAUUAUUAUUAUUAUUAUUAUUAAUACAUAUUGAAGGAAAGUUCUAGGGUAGAUGAGCAGAUGGACCCUUCUACUGCUAAUAUAACUUGGUUCCUUCCAUUGUGUGUUGUGUCUCUUCCUUAGAUGGUAAACCUGCAGGUUGGGAUUAGCCAUUUUUUAUCUCUGUAGUCUGGUCUUUUAAAAAAUAAGAGCAUACACAGGUCUGCUAAGUGUACCAUUCAGGCCAGCUGCCCAUGCUGUCCUUUCACAUUCUCAAUACUUUCUGCAGGACAAUUGCUCAGAUCUUCAUUAAAAUCCCCCACCGUCAUUGCCUCAGGCCCACUGGUAAAGCUUAAUAAAAUGACAAAUGGUAAUGGGACUUGCUAGCCGCUGCAACAAAUGCAUUCCAUAGCAGCAUUUCGCUGCUGCACAUAAAUAAUAAUAAGUCAGUUCAAGGUGUGUGUGUGUGUGUGUGUGUGUGCGCGCGCGCGCGCGCACAGUGGGAAGGAAUGGGAGCUGUUUCCUUUGUGUGUGAGCAUCAAAAGCCAGAAGCAAGAUUUAACAGUCAACAAAUUAAUUUGUUCCUCAACGGGAUGGGUCAGGCUUGCUCUCUAAAUAGAUAUUCCUUGGCUUGGCUCUUGAGCGCUCAUUGUGCAGGGAGCCUCAAAGCCAAACUGGCCAAGGAGUCUCUGUCCGUCCUCACUGCUGACAGUCUGGGGGUUAAUGUCAUAGCCAAGGGAUGCAGCCGCUCCCAAGGCAGUUUGGUUGACAUAACUGGUGUCCGGUUACAUAAAUGUUGUCGGUUAACAGUGAAUCCCUAGCAAAUAGGCCUUUUGAGAAGGGGGCUGUGACAGAGCACUACCAUUGCCUGCAGCAUGAUCCUGCCACCAAAACAAUGGAUUUCAAACUGAAACAGGAAAUGAGGUAUAUGUGUUAAAUCUGUCUCACCCUCUCUGUGCUUGGAAGCUGAAAGCAGUCCCUUUUCACAUUCUGUAUACCGGGGGUGAGGAACAUUUUUCAGACUGACAACCAUCUUGGGCCAUCUUUUGAGGGGCCACAGACCAGUAGUGGGUGGGGUCAGAGGGAAAGAAUGGGUGGAGCAAUGGUAUGACUCUUACCCCCACCCCCAGACACAUCUCUUCAUCCAGACAAGCAAGAAGUAUUAUCACGGUUGCAGGACACAUUCCAGCCAAGCAAAGAGCCCUUCCGGGUGGUGAGAAGCAGGACCAAGGAGGAGUAUAGCACACACACUCCUUGCGGAGGAGAGCUCAUGGCCUAUAGUGGAACCAGCCAACUUUCACGUAGGGCCCGGUGGGAGGGCCACGUAGUCUGUAAUCCUGCACUCAUUCAGGAGGCCAGGAAGGAGCCACCAAGCUGAUGCUCAAAGCAGGGAUGGGGGGAGGGAGAGAUGACAGGGAAUGGGAGUCACAGGUCUCUUAUCAUAGGCUGCCAUCUCAAAUACACUAAAGGUAGGGGGAAGCCAAAGGCAGGGUCUUCAGCUUUCAGUGGCUGCUUAAAUUAACACCACUUUUGCCAAGCUAGUGCCUUCCAGCUAUUUUUAAAGCUUCUUUAAUGUGUGAUCCUGAGAUUUCAGACAAGCUUCGGUUUUGGGGUGUCCCUACGGCCCCCAGUUUGCAUCUUAAUUACUCAGUUUGUGGGGCAGCACAAAACAUGGUGUUUGCAGCACAGAACUUUGGCACCUGUUUGGUGUCAAUCGGACAGUUUUGGAUUUUUGGCAUUAACUUGUGACCUCAAUUUGCUUUGUGAAUUACUCGGUUUGGAGGGUGGCACAAAACACAGGUUUCACAACACAAAAUGGCACAAACUAGCACAAAACCUUGGCAUCAGUUGACAGGGGGAUCCAGAAUUUCGGGGUCACACGUUAAUGAAGCUUUGAUUACAACUUCCAUCAGUCAAAUGCAUUUGCAGAUUAGUUUUUGUGGCUGCCUUUUUCUUCCACUCACAGCUCCUUUGAUCCAACUCUUGACCUUUGUCCCUGCAGAUUGAUUAUUUGUUUGAUCAGUGUGGACCAUGAGGAGGAGCAGGAAUGGAGGCAGAUGUGCAUUCAAUUUGCUGUCCUCUGAACGCUCAUCCCUGAAUUCUAUUGUCUUGUUUUAAAAAUACAGUAGCAGACUUUCAUUUCUUGCCUAGGGGAAAUUCCACCCCCUGCAUCUUCAGCUUACAUUCAGCUUCCCCUCCCCUGCUUUCUAAAUUGUACAUUUUCAGUAAUGUCUAUUAUUUCCCUUAAUUGAUCUCACGAAUGCCUCUCAUUCUUUAAGUGCGCGUGAAUUUUAGUUGUGUUGAUUUGAGCCAUAUAGCCAGUCUAUUUGUUUUAUUUGUCAAAGACUUGCUGAACCCAUUUCAUUUUGAAAUGCUUCAUUUUGAAAUGUAAGAGGUGCUUUGCAGAAUAUAAUACUUUUCAUAUGAGUACUGCAUUAUAUGUGGCUUAACAGCCAAGGUUUUUAAAGCACCAAAUUUAAUUAAAAGCAAAAACUAAAUGGCUUUAAAUUGAGCUGCAUCCAGGGUCUCUAAAUGCCCAUUUAAUUAACUGAAAUGUCAGAUGUGUGUGUGCACACGUGUGUGUGUAUGUGUGCGUGCGUGUGUCCCCACACUUUUGGCUUUUUAUUUGAAAUGACAGUUUGAGUUGCUUACAUCAUUUAUCAAAGAAUAAGAAAUCAAUGAUUCUUUCUAUAUAUUGGUAAUGGAAAGAUUUUUCUGAAGACUAGCACACUCUAAAAUGACCCAUAAUGAUUGGCAAAAAAUUAAUCAAAUUUGCUUUUCAGUGCAAGUUCAAUAGGAGCUGAUUUGUACAUCACACAGGAAGAGGCGGGAGAAUUCUGGAUAUUUCUGCUGCAGAUUAUUGUGCAGGAUUGCAGUGAACUGAUGAACUGAAGCAUGGAGACCAUAAGAACUUUGGAGGAGCUCUGCUGGCUCAGGCCAAAGCCUGUCUAGUCCAGUGACCUCUUUCCCAUUCAGAUGCCCCUGAGAGCCCCCAAGCAGGACAUGAGGAAGAUGGGGAACUUGCCCAGUCUAGGAACAGAACAGAGCCUGGACUGGACUGGACCAAAGAGUUCAGGGAUGAGGAACCUGUGACCCUCCAGAUAUUGUUGGGCUCCAGCUUCCACCAGCCCUGGUUCAGUUCUGGGCAGCAGAAGUGGGCUGGCACAUCCGUUUCAAGGCAGUGGGGCACUGUUCUUCUAAUGUUUUCUCUCUUCUUCUUUAUAAAAUAUGAAGGAACAUGCAUCAUUUUAAAAUAGUUGGGGGCCCAUGUUGAUAGUUUUGGCUUAUCGGUUGCUCCUAGGAAACCAUGAUGGACCAUGCACUGCGCACCAUCUCCUACAUUGCCGAUAUAGGUAACAUCGUCGUUUUGAUGGCCAGGCGCCGGAUGCCCCGAUCAGCUUCGCAGGACUGCAUUGAGACGACCCCCGGCGCACAGGAAGGAAAGAAGCAGUACAAGAUGAUCUGCCACGUCUUCGAAUCAGAGGAUGUAAGUGAACGGCAUUUGGAAAAAUGCAUUAUUUAGAGGUUGUGCAUGACUGAAGCUUUUGCUUGGUUAAGCCUUUCAGAGAUGGUCAGGGCCAAUGUGUUUGCUGCCUUUCCAUUCCCAAGAAGUUUCCUCUUUAUUCCGCUUGGAAUUCCCCGCUCAGAAUGCACCUCUGUAUGUUAUUGCCCUUCUCCUGGAGUGCUUGAACGUUUAAUAAUUUACCUUACUUUUAAAAGGUCUUUUAAAGCAGACAUGACCUAAAAUGACAGCAUAACAUGGACUCAUAGCUCAGUGUUAUCUACUUUGACUGGCAGCUGCUCUUCAGGGUCUUGGGCAGAGAAAGAUCUUCCCCACCAUCUGCAACUUUUAUUUGGAGAUGACAUGGAGCGAAGUUACUCUCUCCUACAUGCAAAGCUACAAUACCUGAACCAUGGUCCUUCUCCUGCCUUGGGAUGGUGAGCUGGGGGUCAUCCAGAUGUUCCUGGACUACAGCUCCCAUCAUCUCUGAUCAUGAGCCAUGAUGGCUGGAGCUGAUGGUAACUGGAGUCGAGCUACAUCUGGAGGGCCACAGGUCCCCACCCUUGCCCCACCCUUAAGGGACAUCCCUUUCUUCCUGUCAUUGUGAUGCAGACCAUGGGUAGACCUUUGCAGCAGGGAGAACUGAAGGGCUGGCAAAUCAUUGCAGAGCAGUCAGAGCAUAAAUAUAGGUCAUCUAACACAACUGCCAUGAUUUAAUUACAUUACUCCUUAGUGAGCAAUUGAAUAGAAUCUAGCUUAAAUACCUUUCCUUACAACCCUAGUGUAAUAUGGAAUAUGUAUGUGACAUGUGCUUGACUCUAGUUUAGUGUGCGCUAGAUCAUAGGCUUCCAUGCUGUGGUCUGUGGAUCAUCAGUGGUCAUGGAAUACUAGAAUUGUCCAACCCCCUGCAGUGCAAGUCCAUUAGCUUCUUACAGGUGGCCCACAGUGGUGACUCUGCAGAGUGGCAUAGUUACAUGUGUAUGAUGAAUGAUGGGCACAGAGGCUGUUUCGUUGUCCUUAGAACCUGGUGGUCCUCCCAGAAGGAGUACAGCACAGCCAAGGAAUAAAGCCAAGGCUGGCAGCAAGAUGGGGUAUAGAAUUUUAAAUAUUUUAAAUAAAAUACUUCAAUGUCUAGCAAUUGUACAUCAAAAUUGCUGAACAACAGGCAGAAAAAUUAUUCCACUUUUUUUUUUUUGCAGGCUCAGCUGAUUGCCCAGUCAAUUGGCCAGGCCUUCAGUGUGGCAUACCAGGAGUUCCUCAGAGCUAAUGGCAUCAACCCUGAGGAUUUGAGUCAGAAGGAAUACAGUGACAUCAUCAACACCCAGGAGAUGUACAACGAUGAUCUGAUCCAUUUUUCCAACUCGGAAAACUGCAAGGAGGUUAAUUUGCCCUGUUCUUAAAGCGAAAUCAUGUUUUGUUGCUCCUUCUUCACUGUAGGAUUAGGAAUGUACAUGCUGGGAACCCAUGUGGAGUUUUAAGAACUCAUUUGCAAACAUAUAUUUUCAUCGUAUUGAAACAGUAACAUAAAAUUAAAUUCACUGAGCUGGGUUUUGAAUUUUGCUGUUGUUAUAUAUAGUUCAUUGAGUUUGGACUUUUUUCAAGCAGCCCCUUUACCCCUUCAGCCACCCCCAGCUUUCCCACACCUCCCACUAUUCACUUGUAAGAACAUAAUAUGCCCCUGCUUGAUCAGGCCCAUGGCCCCUCUAGUCCUGCAUCCUGUACUCAACAGUGGCCAACCAGAUGCCUCCAUGAAUUUGUCCAAUCCUCUUUGAAGGCCAACCAAGUUGGUGUCUAUCACUGCCUCCUGUGGGAGCGAGUUCCAAAGUGCUUUCUUUUGUCUGUCCUGAAUCUUCCAACAUCCCAUGAUGAACACACACCUGGAUGUGCAUGGAUAACAAACAACCUCAUGGAGAAGGAAGCGGUGAUGAAUGAAGGGAAAUAAAUGAGCACCAAACUAUUUAUGGAGUCAAUUUAUGUUGCUGUUGUUUAGUCGUUUAGUCGUGUCUGCCUCUUCAUGAGCCCAUGGACCAGAGCACGCCAGGCACUUCUGUCUUCUACUGCCUCCCACAGUUUGGUCAAACUCAUGCUGGUAGCUUCGAGAAACACUAUCCAACCAUCUCGUCCUCUGUCGUCCCCUUCUCCUUGUGCCCUCCAUCUUUCCCAACAUCAGGGUCUUUUCCAGGGAGUCUUCUCUUCUCAUGAGGUGGCCAAAGUAUUGGAGUCUCAGCUUCAUGGUCUGUCCUUCCAGUGAGCACUCAGGGCUGAUUUCCUUAAGAAUGGAUAGGUUUGAUCUUCUUGCAGUCCAUGGGACUCUCAAGAAUCUCCUCCAGCAUCAUAAUUCAAAAGCAUCAAUUCUUCGGCGAUCAGCCUUCUUUAUGGUCCAGCUCUCACUUCCAGACAUCACUACUGGGAAAACCAUCGCUUUAACUAUACGGACCUUUGUUGGCAAGGUGAUGUCUCUGCUUUUUAAGAUGCUGUCUAGGUUUGUCAUCGCUUUUCUCCCAAGAAGCAGGCGUCUUUUAAUUUCGUGGCUGCAGUGAUCAUGGAUCCCAAGAAAGUAAAAUCUCUCACUGCCUCCAUUUCUUCCCCUUCUAUUUGCCAGAAGGUGAUGGGACCAGUGGCCAUGAUCUUCGUUUUUUUGAUGUUGAGCUUCAAACCAUAUUUUGCGCUCUCCUCUUUCACCCUCAUUAAAAGGUUCUUUAAUUCCUCCUCACUUUCUGCCAUCAAUGUUGUGUCAUCUGCAUAUCUGAGGUUGUUGAUAUUUCUUCUGGCAAUCUUAAUUCUGGCUAGGGAUUCAUCCAGCCCAGCCUUUCGCAUGAUGAAUUCUGCAUAUAAGUUAAAUAAGCAGGGAGACAAUAUACAGCCUUGUCAUACUCCUUUCCCGAUUUUGAAACAAUCAGUUGUUCCGUAUCCAGUUCUAACUGUAGCUUCUUGUCCCACAUAGUCAAUUUAUAUACUGCUUAAUUACAGGUGACCUAAAGCUAGAUGUGAUGUUUGUCAUAUAGUUUGCCCUUUGAUAGUAGUUGUUUGUUUACCAAUAGUCAAUGUGGGGGGAGGAGCCAGAUCAGGGCCAGGACAGAGGGGAUGGGAGCUGAACCCUUCACCCUUAUCAUUGUCCAGAUUGCAAUUGCCACCACCCUGCAGCUUCUUAAAAAAUAUGUUUAGUAUUUUCCAAAAUAGCAAAUAUAAAACUGAACAUUGCAAGGCAAAAUAAAGUCCAAUCAUACACCACAAAAAUACAUUUCCCCCCAUCCAGUGUGAGGUGGUGGGACUCCUUCAUGAGGCUGAAGAAAAGGCAUUUGAUAUUGUUGUGUGUCCACAACCCUGAGCAAUGAGAGACUCCAGGGGUUCCAGUGCUUACCUAGGAUUUUGUUUCCUUAAAAUGAAGGUCAGCUGGGACGGUGGUGUCUUUAGGAUAUAUACUUUUAUUUACACAUAUAUGCAACCUGAGCCAUAAGAUGGAGGGGCUCCAACAGAUCUUGCCUCCCUGUUAGGUGCCUGGGGAGGGGACAAACUAAUAGCUGUGGAUUCAGCACAGAUUAUUAUUAUUAUUAUUUAUUAUUAUUAUUAUUUCUACCCCGCCCAUCUGGCUGGGUUUCCCGAGACAAGAGAAUCAAGUGUCUCUCUGGCUUUCAGCUCAGCCAAAGUUCCUCUCACACAGUUGUAACUAGCUCUCUCAUUUUUUGGUAAAUAAUUUUUUAUUAAUUUUCAAUUAAUAAAAUCCAAUAUAAACCACAUUUUAUCAAUUUCAAAUUACAAUUCAAAUUCAAAUACGUAUCAACUAUAAAGCCAAUUAUACAUUUUGUGUGGCCUCCCGCGUGCUAGAUUUCAAGUUGAGAUGAUUUUAUUUCAUCCUGCUUCCAAAGUCUUAAUUAAUCCAAUUACAUUCAGUCAUGAUCUUAAUCCCUUAUCAGCAGCUACAAAGUUUUAGACUUCCAUUUGUAUUGGCGGGGAGCUUGUAAGGACAAUUGCCCUCAAAUCAUCCUUGUUUAUCCUUUGCUAACGGUCUCCACUAUUGUGGGUGUGGCAUCCAUUAAGGCAGACCAGAACUGGAAGCCCACAGUUGUAACUAGCUCAAUCUUUGGUUGGGACUGAUGGAAAUAGAUGCCAUCUGGAAGAUGCCAAAUUGGGGAAGGCUAAACUAGUCUAUAGCUUUUGGUGUCUCCCCUAAUCCCCAUGGCUUUGUUGAAUAGCUCCUCUCCCUCUGCUCCACUUCACACUUGUAAAUCUCAGUAAAGUAUCAACACCUUGUAUACAUGAACACAGGAAACUGCCUUAUAUGAAAUCCUGUCUACUGAAUUGUGUCCACACCGUCUGGCAGCAUCUCCUCAGGGUUUUAAAGGGGGGACACCCCCAGGACCUUCAGAUGCCCUCUCACUGAGCUUUCCCUUCAUGUCUCCCCCCUGCCAAUGAUCCUUUUCCUUUUUCCUGAACAAAGCACAUCUUUCUCAUAGAAUUCCAAGCCCAUGCCCAUCGUUAUUGCUGUAGGAUUAUUUAUUUAUUUUUGCAUCUUUUGCUAAGUGUUAUAUAUUUAAAGUCAGUAAUGGGCCUCCCGCUGUGGGGUAAUCAGCACUGCACAGAGUGGGCCUGUUGCCUGCUGUGGCUUUACAUAGAGGAUGCAUUGCUCAUGUCCUGUGUCUUGCAUCUUUAAAAAAGACAUAGUGAGGCUGACUGUAUGUUUCCAAAAUGGCUUUGCAAAUUCUUACACUGCAGGUCCAGCUUCCUAAGUGCAUAUUCCCCAUAUUUGGCAUGUUGUCCUUAAGGGACUUUUCCUGCUAUUCAUUCCAAUGUCCACUGCUUUUUUGGGGGACAGGGAGUAAGUGGGAGGGCUUUUGGAUCCCAUCAGAACAUUGCACCUUUCCCCCCUAAGCUGGGCAAACACUUCCUUGCAGAAUUCUGCAACCCUAGAAUUCCCACAAACAUUCUCCCUCCAAUUUGUUUUAUUUUGCAGUUGCAGAUAGCCAAACACAAGGGCGAGAUUCUCGGUGUGGUCAUCGUGGAGUCUGGCUGGGGGUCCAUUUUACCCACAGUGAUCCUGGCCAACAUGAUGAAUGGGGCCCCUGCUGCUCGUUCAGGGAAACUCAGCAUCGGGGACCAGAUUAUGUCCAUUAACGGGACCAGUCUCGUGGGGCUUCCCCUGGCAACAUGUCAAGGAAUCAUAAAGGUACUGUAUGUAAUGUCUCACUCUGAAUGUGACUGACCUGUAUGAAGGACUCUAUACUUGAAAAUAGAAACUCUGUAUGUACUUUUGUUACCCAAGAAAAAUCUUUUAAUAAAAACAUUUGGAAGGAAGGAAGGAAGGAAGGAAGGAAGGAAGGAAGGAAGGAAGGAAGGAAGGAACUGUUUAGGAUGAGAGGGGAGGGGUCUGUCCUGUGGACUGUGGAAUCCCACUUCCUAGAAAUUCUACAAUUACAAAUUUUGAUGUUGCCAACACUGUGGGUCUUACGGACAGCAAAGGGAGAAAGUGGAAGGAUGAGAUUGUCACCAAGGUAGUCGUCUCAAGAGCCACGAGGCCUCUCUGUCUUGCGAAGUCAAGCAGGUCUCACUCUGGUUAGUGCCUGGCUUGGAGACUGCCUGGGAAUCAGAUGCUUACCACAUUGGGUUCCAUGAGGGGAGAAGGGCAGGGUAGAAAUGUAAGGGGAAUUUUUAAAAUCAUGAUGAUGAAUGAUGGUGAUAAAAGCAUGUCCUUAGUUGUUGGCUCGUCUGCCUAUUUGGUAGGUUGUGGAGGAAUUGAAGCAUUGGGGAACGCUUGCAAGCCCAAGGGCCACAUUCCCUUGAAGGCAGGCUUCUGGGGGCCAUAUGCCAGCAGUGGCCAUCCAGAGGGGCAUUCCAUCCAUUCCAGCCAUUCCACACCCCUACUUCUCCUUGCAUUCAGGCAACCAAGACACCCACUGUUCAAGUUCAAGGAUCCACGUUCAAGUAUACAUUUGCACCAGGCAAAAGCAUUUAAGGAGGGUGCAGAAAAAGAUUGGGUUUUUGGGGGGGAGGGGUGGCCUGAGGAUAGUUCCAAAGGCCAGGGAGAGAGACCUGGAGUGCAGAGUCAAUUCCUGGACCAGCGCCUCCUGUCCCCACUGCAUUAGAUCAAUAAGAUGAAACACACAGUCACUUGCAUCAACUCACUUCCCACGCAGGAGCCCUUUGGGUGCCCCCAAAUGGGAUAAGACAAAAACACCAUUGGACACAACCAACUAUGAAGUGGCGGCCACUGGAAACUGCCUUCCUUUGUUUGUGAUAAAGAACUUGCUAAGCUUGAGGACAUUUUUCAGGGUCUUAAGAACCAGACGCAAGUGAAGUUGAACAUUGUCAGCUGCCCUCCAGUCACCACUGUCCUUAUAAAGCGACCAGACUUGAAAUACCAGCUGGGCUUCAGUGUACAGAAUGGAAUUGUAAGUUCACUUUUCCUUGUAGUGUUGGUAUGGUGGUUGGAUUUGAAAACUAUUGUCUUUGCUCAAAAAGAGUCGGAUGGAUAAGGACAAUGGUUCUUAUUUGCUGUUUUAAAAAAUUAUUACUGAGAUUUUUCAAAUAAACAAAAAUUACAUAAUUACAAAACGCAUAAGAAAUAACUUAACUACGAGCUUAGUCCUUGUGCUACUUGUGGAUGCGCAGAAAAAAGAGAAAAUCCAAAUAAUUAUUUAGAAAAGACUCAAAGAGCGAUAUGGAAAUCCAACAAAGAUAAUUCUUGGGGAGUUUAAUCUACAGACCAAAACUGUUUAGGUAUAAUCCCUGCCCAUAAUGAUGCUCUGGAGGAAGAACUGCUCUCUGCUGUCUCAAAACAAAUUCAACAAACAGAGACCAAGUAACUGAGAUUUAACUCCUCUAGGUUUUCUGUUACAUUCUGUAGCUUUUUCUGCAGCUGCUAACAGCCUUACCUUAUUCCACCAUCCCUUUAAGGUGAAUUGGAAAUGAAAAUUUAAAUUGCUGGGCUGCUUUGAGAAUGCAAUAUUUAGCUGAGGAAAAAAGACGAGUGAAUUUUGCACAUGGUGGAGAAAUGACAGAUACAUUUCUCCCACUGGCAUAAUGCACUCACCCAGGGCGCUCCCAUGGAGCUGAGUGUCAAAAAAUUCAGGACAGACAAAAGUGCUUCUUCACACAGUGCAUAGCUAAACUACAAAAUUCACGGCUGUAGGAUGUGAUGAUGACCAUUAGCUUGGGUGGCUUAAAAAGGGUUAGAGAAAUUUAGGAAGGGUAAGGUUAUCAGUGGCAACUAGUCAUGAUGGCUGUAUAUUACCUAUGGAGUCAUCAUACCUCUGAAUAGCAGUUGCUUGGGGCAACAGCCAAGAGUGAGGACUGUUGCAUUAAUGCCAUCCUUGUGGGCUUCUCAAAAGAGACACCUGGCUGGCUUCUGUGGAGCUGGGAGAGCUCAGUUGGUAGAGCCUGAGGCCUUUAAUCUCAGGCUCAUGGGUUCACGUCCCACGUUGGGCUAAAGAUUCCUGCCAUGCAGGGGCUGGACUAGAUCACUCAUGGGGUCCCUUCCAACUCUACAGUUCUAUGAUUCUAGAACUAGAUGGGUCUUGGUUUGAUCAAGUCUUUGGUUAUUACGAUGACUUCUGCAAAUAGCUCAUUACUAGCCAUGAUACAGCCAAGUUCAGUCUCCUUGUUGAGCAGCAGUGAGUGAGGACUCUUGCUUCACAACCUGCCUAGAGGUCAUCCGGCAGACAGCUGGGCGCCGUGGGAAUAAGAAGCCCUUUCCAUAUUAGCCAGCAGUCCUGCUUGUAGAUUCUUUAGAGGAGCCCUAAUCUCAAAGAAGUUCAUGCCAGCUGUUCUAUUUGGAAGUCACCUAGUUGCAGCAGCAGGUUGCUUUCUGAAUAGGUUUCCCAUAAGGCAGUACCACUUUAACUGGGGUUUGGUACCAUCUAGUGGCUGUUAGGCAUAUUCACAAUUGGCCUCAAUGCCACCCUGUUCAGUGACUGUCUAAUGCAGGGCAUAGCGAGCACUUUUGAAGGCAAAAGAGAAGGAUCCACUUUGCCCUGAGGAGUAGGAGGAUUUCUAAAGGGUGAACCUGGAGUAUUAGAACGUCAUCUGACUGAAAUUCUUUUCAUAUAACUAUUUCAACGCAUUAUAUGUAGGGCUGCUUCUGAAAACAGUUCAGAAACUUCAGGUGGUUCAGAAGUCAGUGACCAGGCUGCUCACUGGGACAAGACGGUUUGAGUGUAUUACACCGAUCCUGGUCCAACUGCACUGGCUACCAAUUAGUUUCCAGGCCCAAUUCAAAGUGCUGGUUUUGACCUAUAAAGCCCUAAAUGGCUGAGGACCACAAUACCCCAAGGACUGCCUCUCCCCAUAGGAACUGAGCCAGACCCUGCAAUAAUCACCUGAGGCCUUUCUUUGUGUGCCUCCUCCAUGAGAGGUCCAGAGGGUGGUAACAUGAGACUGGGCCUUUUCUGCAGUGGCUCCCUCUUUGAGGGAUGCUCUCUCCAGGGAGGAUUGCCAGGUGCCUUGUAUCACGUAUCUUUAGGCCUUUGGCCUUUAACCAUCUUUGGCCUUUUAGAAGUGAGCGAGCUGUUAUUAAUGUAUUUCUUUUUCCUCUUGGCUUUAAUAAAUCUAUGUGAGGGGGUUUCUCUGUUUGUUUGUAAGUUGCUUUGGUUGAACAAAUUUUAGCAACAACAGCAGCAGCAGCAGCAGCAGCAGCAAUAUGAAAAGGAAUGCCUGUGUUGCAAUUCUCAGUAUAUACUGAGAUUUGUGAUAUUUCUGUCUUUUGCAUUGUGUGAUCUCAUUCCAUACUUUCUACCUUCCUGGGUUUGUUUUUCACAUCUUGCAUUUUGCUUCUGAUGUUAUUGUUAAACAUUACUGCUGCCUCAAUUUUACCUUGGCAAGGACUUUGUUUUGCAUAGAGUCUAAUGUGACGGUGGGGGUCCCAUGGCCCUCCAGUGUGGCUGGAUUGCACUCCCCCCCCCCCGACCAUUGGCUCUGCUGGCUGGAUUCAAAUAACAACGUCAACAUGGCCACAAGUUUCCUAUCUCUGAUCUGAUAUAUUCAAAUAAUGAUAAUUGCAUGUAUGCAUGUUGAAUUUCAAAUGGGGAGCCAACCUGCGAGCAUCUAUUUACUGAAGGUAAAGGUGUGAAUUUACCUAGCUGGAUUUUUAUGUUUUAAUGCUGUGACUCAGGCUCCUGCCAUAUAGCCUGUGCCCUUGGAUGUGCUCUGGGCUGCAUCCCUGUGCAAGAGGGGCCAGCCCUCAGACCCUCACCCAGUAUAAGGCCUUAGCCCUCACUUUUGGCAAGUUUGCAUAAAGCUGACAUGGAGCUGCCUUCCCCAAGCUGAAGUCCUCCAGAUGGUUUGCACCACAGCUCCAAUCAGACCCAGCCAACCUAGCCUUAGAGCAACGGAAACCUUUCUCAACCUUGGCUCCCCAGAUGGACUGCAACUCCUCUUAUCCCUGACUGCUGGCCCUUCUUACCAGGGAUAAUAGGCUGAGAAAGUUUGAUCUAGACAGUUAAGAACCCACGAGGUUCUUAAGAAAAAGGGAAGAUUGGGUCAGUGCUGUAGUGGGCAUUGCCAGAACCUGGGGCAAGGCAAGCAUUGCAGCUCCUCUUUUGGACAUUGUGCAGGAGGCAACAGAUAUUUUUCACUGCGCCCCUGCGGCAGCUGCUCCUCACAGAGGUUGCCUGCUGGUUUCUGUGUUCCCUCUCUCAUCACAGUGAGCUCCCACAGCUUCUCUGUGUUGCCAUUGCAAGGUGUGUGUCUUGUCCAAGGACACAUGCCGGGAGGGAGGCCCCAGGGAAGGACCAACGUAGGCCAGGAAAAGUCUGGGCUCCAUCCAGCAGAAGUUCUGCCCAGGGGCGGGCAUACCUUCACCGGCCACAAGGAGGAGGCGCCACUGCAGCUCUGAAGGCCUAGCUAGCCUCCGGAAGGCUCUGGAAGGCGGCAGCCAGGAGCUCAGCCAUGCAGCCUCUGCAAGAGAGCCUGUCAUGGGGCCCUGGCUUGCGCCCCCUCAGAAUUCUGCUCCUGGGGCCACAUCCCCCUCACCCUAUGCCAUUUGAUUGGGCAUAUAUUAGCAUAUGACAUUCGUAUGGAGCAAAAGUUACCUUUAGUGAAAUGAAGCGUUGCUUUGAUUGGAAGGCAUUCAGACCAAGUAUGAAGUCAGAAAGCUGAUGCUUAUGAAGGGAAGCACAUUCUUGAUGGAGAAAAAGAGUUCUAUAGCUCUAGGUAACUAACUAGUUGGAGAAAUAAUGAAGCCAUGCAUGCGCCUGUUCUCAAAAGACGCAGCCGAGGUGCCCUUGCACCACGAGGUCCAGAGGAGUGUGCAAACGGUAAGAACUUAAGAAGAGCCAGCUGCUGGAUCAGGCCAGUGGCCCAUCUAAUUCCGCAUCCUGGAUGCUGGAUUCAUUCCCAUCUUAAACUGGACCUGAUGAAACCCUCACCCCUGUGAACUUAAUGCUGUCAUUGUGUACACAUUUCACCCAGAGAUGACAAGUUGUUUGGGAUCUCUUUGGGAAUUUUCAACAGAUAGCCCAGCAGCUGAGGGAUUGAGAUGGGGGGGGGGGGGGAGAUCUCACCACAAGAGCUUGGGGCGUUUCCUGCCAGCCAGCCAGCUGUGUUCAUCUUAGGUCCGUGAAGCACAGUUGGAUCCCCCUUCCUCAGGCUUGAAUUGAUGAGUUGGCUUCUUGUCAUCUCCAGCUGCUGCUUUCGGUCUGUUACCACUAACUGACCUGAAAGUAAUUCAGGGCUGUUGAUGCCCAGCCUAAAGAACAGGGAGCCGUUUCAAAAGUUUUCUGCAUGUCGCCCCCACCUAUCAACUGUGUUGCGCUAUGUUGCAAACCUUCCUUGCUAAAUAAACCUAGGAGUCAGAAAGAGAUUCCAGGCCCCAAAAUGGAGGGAGGGAGGGAGGGAGGGAGAGAUAGAUACAGUAUUUAGCCUGAACAGCAAACCUAGCCUUGGAAAUUUAUCCCUCACGGUGGUCUAGAAUCUGAUCCUCUAGUUCCCAAACUUUUUCAGGAAAUCCACCUCUUGGUUCCAUAAACUGUGCUUCCCAUCCUACCCUACAAAAAGGCAUUACUGAGAAUAGCAGUCUGCAUGAAGGGAGAUACUAACACAAUAAAAUUCAAAGCAGUAACAAUUAAUUGCAUAUUUAUUCAAACAAUUCAACAAAAGGAAAAAAAGAGCAUUGACAGGUAUAAGGCUAGGAGACCAUUUCCCCCCUAACCUGGGCCAAAACUGAAAUAAAAUGUUUAGAGCAGUAGUUUGCAAAGUGGGUGGUGGUGGGGGGGACAGUAGGAUUCCCUGGUGGGUUGCUAAGAGGCAAGGAGGUGGCAGUGGGGGGGCACUGGAGGUGUAAAUAACAAUAAGCUUUUGAAAAUCUGGUAACACUGGAUCACGUUCCAUUUCCCACCUCCUUCCCAAAGCCCGACUUAAGCCGGCCCCUUAAGGGGAAGAGGCUAUUGAUGGCCAUUGGCCAUGGUGACUAUGUUUUGCCUCCGAACACCAGUAGCUGCAAGCCACUAGAGGGCUCACUAUGUUUGGGUCCUGCUUGCAGGUUUCCCACCAGGAUCUGGGUGGCCAGUGUGAGAGCAGGAUGCUGGACUAGAUGCACCAUUGGCCUGAUCCAUCAGGGCUCGUCUUGUGCAUUUACAUCUAGGCCCAAGGGCAAAAGCUCAUGACCUUCCUCCUAGUUCUGUAGGACACCUGGCACAACCUUAAAAAAAAAAAGAAUGUGAAUCUCUCUCCCUCUUUCUCUCUCCAGAUCUGCAGUCUGAUGCGAGGUGGGAUAGCUGAGAGAGGUGGUGUCAGGGUUGGCCAUCGCAUCAUUGAGAUCAACGGUCAAAGUGUCGUUGCCACGGCUCAUGAGAAGAUUGUACAAGCUUUGUCAAACUCUGUGGGAGAGGUGAGGCUUCCAGAGCAGAGUAUUUCCCCCAUAAUAAAGGACUGGCAGAUUUAGUUUCUCCUUGUUGGAGGAAAGGGAAAGAAAAAGAAUAAUUUGUGUUCUAGGAAACCAACAGUAGGCUGAAUCCAAGAUGGUGGCCUUGCCUGUUUUUCAUCUAGUUUUCCAGAAAGAUUGUGUGUUUGGAGUGAGUGUGUGUGUGUGUGUGUGUGUGUGUGUGUGUGCUUUAAAAAAGAAAACUCAGAUACAUUAUUCAAUUUCAGUGUUAGGGGAGAAAAUUAAUCAAGUAUUGGAAAUCAGUAGAUUCAUGCAUGAAAUGCACAAUGAUCAUUUGUCUUCAUACGUUGUGGUAGUUUGAUGAAUUGGCAUUCAGAUAGUUGACUGAAGAGAGCAGGCUUGUAAAACAGGCAUGAGAUGUGUAAACAUUUGUCCAGAUCUAAAGAGAAAUUGGAAAGUGGGAAUUUCAAGGUAGUGUGCUGGAAGGGAAGAAUUUAUUUAAUCUGUUGUCCCUAUCCACAUUAAUUUGAGUUGCCUUGGAAGCAACAUCCACCCCUUGUCCCAUCUCUGUCUUGAACAUCAAACAAAUGCCCUUCUAAGUAUAAUGCCUGCAUACCAUCCUUAUGGGAGGAGUGUAAGGAUCUGCAGAAAGAAAGUAUGCCAGGGAGAGGGCAGAGCUAGCAUGAUUUCUGUGUGCAGGGUGUGGUUUCAUUUCUUUUUGCAUGCCAACACAUUCAGGCAUUUGAGCCCCAGAUUGAUACAAGGCAUAUCAAAAAGGACUAGAACCCCAGAGAGGCAGCAUUCUUACCAGGGAGGGGUCCUUCUCUAGAAUUCUUUUUCUCUUGAGAUUCUUAUUGUUUACCACAUUUAAAUAGCUGCCCUGGGUGACUUACAACAUAAUGUUGAAAACACAAUGUACAAUACUUAGUUUAAAAAAGCAAUUCUAGGGUCACUAAGCUCUAACCCUGAACUAGUUCCAAAACUAAUGUGUUUUACCCUGUCUGGACAAGCACUGAAAAGUUAGUCAGACACUGCAUGUGUACUACAGCCCUUGCCUGCAAUUGGUAUUGGAUUGUCUUUCUUUCAAGUCAUCCCCAGAUUGUAAUUUCUGUGCUCAUGACAGGUCUGUAGGAAGACUUGUUUUCCAUGUGCAAGGAGAUUGUGCUGCGAAGGUAUUUUCAAAUAUCUGUGCUCACCACUCCCCCCCCCCCCAAGUCUGUUCUGGGUUGGUAUGACUGAGUUGGCAUAGACAGGAGCCUCCCCAAAAGUUUGAAAUGCUCUCCAGUAGUCAGCGAUAAGAACGGGACAUAUGUCUUUUCAGUUUUCCACAUCUAGUUUGAGGCAGUAUUGCAGCCAGUUUCUGGGAGUCACACAUGGGGAGGCUGAUGUUGCACUCAGAUCCUGCCUGUUUAUUUAGCUAGCAAGAUUUAUAUGCACCUAAUGAAAGUAAUUAUAAUCUCUGAGCAGUCCACAUCAAGUUUAUGCACUUCCUAGGGCCUCUGGUGGACCACUGUGUGUACAUGAUACUGGGCCUUUGGCCCGAUACUGCUGGACUUUUGUGCUUUUAAGAACUCCUUUUCUCUUUUUGACGUCUUCUAAUCUCGAAUCUUGUAAUCUAAUAAUUUAUUAUUUAUAUGCCGCCCAUCUGACUGGGUUGCCCCAGCACAAUAUAUCACAGCCUAAAAACUUCCCUGAACAGAGCUGCCUUCAGAUGUCUUUUAAAAAUCACAUAGCUGUUUAUCUGUUUGACAUCUGGCGGGAGAGUGUUCCACAGGAUGGGAGCGACUACUGAAAAGGCCUUCUGCCUGGUUCCAUGUAACCUCACCUCUCGCAAUGAGGGAACCACCAGAAGGACCUCCAACCUCCGUGUCCAGUCUGGAUGAUGGGAAUGGAGAUCCUCCUCCAGGUAUACUGGGCUGAAGCCGUUUCGGGAGGUUAGGAGGAGGACCCUGUACUGUUUUGCAACCUGCUUUUGAAGUGCCACUGAGAAGACAGGCAGUGACACCUUCCUCCUAUGCCCUCACUGCCCUUGACCUCACUUACCAACACACAUAAAAUCCUAUUGGCAGUGGUGACCCAUGUGAUUUUGGUGAUGAUGUUACGGAAGCAUGUAAACAAAAUCACAUGGUGCACUGCAGGGGGACCAACUAUAGGCAAAUGAAGGCAAGAACAUGCCGGUGAAGAAGGAUGGUGAGUUAGCCCCACCCACCCCUAAUUUGUUUUUCUGUGUUGAUGGUGCUGCUUUCAGACUGGAUAUCGAAACUAUGAACUGUUUGGCACAGCCCUGAUCCUGGCUGCUGUUGUUUGGAUACGGUUUGAUGCUUGCUUGUUUCUCAGCUGCUUCUCAGUGGGCAUCUUGUCCUUGCCUUCCUUUGUCCAUACCGGUGGUGUCUAAUUCUGUUGGCUAUGAUGCAGCAAGUGAUUUUGUUUACAGGCAUCAUUGAUGUCAUCAGCACAAUCACAAGUGUCACCAGAGCCUGAUUUUAUGGCACCCUGGUUAAGUGAGGCUGAAGGCAGUGAGGGCGGAGGAAGAAGAUACUGCCACAUUCAACACAGCAGAUCUUAACCGCUGCCAAUUCUCUUCUCGCCUACUUGACAGAUUCAUAUGAAGACCAUGCCUGCAGCAAUGUUCAGGCUGCUAACGGGACAGGAGACACCACUGUACAUCUAA
Podarcis lilfordi (Lilford's wall lizard) is the source of this 44127-nucleotide messenger RNA. The record is from the annotation of a GenBank genome assembly. Lineage: Eukaryota; Metazoa; Chordata; Lepidosauria; Squamata; Lacertidae.